UCCGAAUGACUGUUGCUCUAGCACGUUGACAACACAUGAUCGAUCGUAGCACGAGUAUUUCUUCUUCGUAUUUGUGUCAAUGUAUGUGCAUAUCGAGAGGAAAGAAAAUCAGGAGGCGCUCUUCGAGAACGUGUUUUCCUCGCGUUUCAAAAUACAGACACGAGGGAGAGAUCUCGGUGAUCCUUCGCGCGGUUCGUUUCCGCUUUGAACGUGCAACAUAAUCUGCGAUUUUAUUCUUCGUGAAAUAUACGAGAGGAUCAAGAGGAAGAGAAGAACGGACGACGCGAGGGACAACAUUGUUACGCGUUAAUUAAGAUAAAACAAUAUGAAUCUGUCGUUCGCCGGAUGUGGUUUCCUCGGCAUCUAUCAUAUCGGCGUGGCAAUCGGUUUGAAAAAAUAUGCGCCGCAUUUACCGUUGAAUAAAAUAAGCGGCGCGUCUGCAGGUGCUAUAGCCGCGUGUUGCUUACUUUGCAAUAUGCCUCUCGAAGAAACUGUAAAUGCAGUAUUAUUCAUAGCACAGGCAGCGCGACAAUACAUACUUGGAUCGUUCAGUCCAUAUUUCCAUGUGCAACACGUACUGUUGGGAAGGUUACAGAAAAUUUUACCGGAUGACGCUCACAUCCGCGUGAAUGGCAAACUGCAUAUCUCUUUGACUAGAGUAUAUGAUAGGAAGAAUGUGAUCAUCUCGCAAUUCGAUUCAAAAGAAGACUUGCUACAAGCUCUAUUAGCCACUUCGUUUGUGCCAUUGUAUUCCGGUUUACUGCCACCUCGAUUGCACGGCAUUAGAUACAUGGACGGUGGUUUCAGCGACAAUCUUCCUAUAUUCGAUGAAGAUACUAUUACUGUGUGUCCAUUUUGCGGAGAGAGUGACAUUUGCCCUAGAGACACUUCACAUCAGCUAUUUUAUCUCAAUGUCUCUAACACGAGCGUAGAACUUUCUAAGCAAAAUUUGUAUAGAUUUGUACGGGUAUUCUAUCCACCCGAAAUAGAGAUUCUCUCGAAUAUAUGUAAGCAAGGAUGUAACGAUGCACUAAAAUUUUUACAUCAUAGAAAUUUAUUAAAAUAAACUGAUAUUCAUAUGUAAUGUAGAUAAACUGAUAUUCAUAUGUAACGUAGAUAUAAAGGUAUUCAAUUACGUUGUGAUAAUAAAGUACGAAAUAAUAAUUAUAAAGUACUUGAAAUAAUAAGAAUA
Molecule: messenger RNA, 1192 nt
Organism: Camponotus floridanus (Florida carpenter ant)
Lineage: Eukaryota; Metazoa; Arthropoda; Insecta; Hymenoptera; Formicidae
Product: patatin-like phospholipase domain-containing protein 2
Exons: 6
Coding region: 326-1066 (246 amino acids)
Biological process (GO): lipid homeostasis; triglyceride catabolic process
Cellular component (GO): cytoplasm; membrane; lipid droplet
Molecular function (GO): triacylglycerol lipase activity
Source: RefSeq, a predicted model, not a curated record